Monodelphis domestica (gray short-tailed opossum) is the source of this 1538-nucleotide messenger RNA. It is a transcript of the gene ZNF511, whose product is annotated as zinc finger protein 511. NCBI's taxonomy places the organism in Eukaryota, Metazoa, Chordata, Mammalia, Didelphimorphia, Didelphidae. The record is from RefSeq and is a predicted model, not a curated record.
UUCGGCUGCUGCCCUCUUCAGCUUCCCACUGCAGGUCCUGAGCCUGCUACCCCAACCCCCACACCUGCCGUUCGAGGUCACGUGGGCUAAGGGUUAGAGCUAGCCAGCUAAACUAGCCAGCUUGGGGAAUGAGCCUGGAAAAAGGUUCGUCAUCGCCGUUGUGAGCGGGACCGGGUCCGUGUCGCUGGUCGCGCCGUGCCUGGGCCUUCUGCCUCCAGGAUGGGGACAUUACGGGACACCCUGAAUACCAGGAUGCCCGCCUAUUGCUGCCACAUCGGGGGCUGUGAUCGGGUGUUUGACUCCCUGCCGGGCUACGUGCACCACUACCAGACUCUGCACCAGAACAACUGUUCCUUCUGCCGCCGCUCGUUCCCCUCGGACCAGCUGCUGGACAUCCAUCUCAUGGAUCGUCACGGCACUGUGCCCACCUGCCCCAUCCGCGCGGCCGCUGCGCGCUCCCGGCGCCCCUUCCCCUUUUACUACCAGUGCCCAGUGUGGGGCUGCAAUGAGAAGUUCAUGAGCCCUGAAGAGCAGACGGAUCAUCUGAUCCAGAUCCAUGAGUACCCGGCCCACCUGUGGUAUGACGUACCCCCGAACCCCCCAAGGUCCACUUCGGGGGCUUCUGCGGCCCCUGCGGCUGCGCGGGCCCCUAGGCCCCCUGCAGCUUCUGGGGCUCCUGAGGGCCCUUUGCCCCAGGGCCGAGCGGGCUCCAUGGCCUCUGUGGCCCCGCUCCUGGCCCCGAUCCUGGCGGCCCCGGCCCCAGCGGCCCCGGCCCCGGCGGCCCCGGCCUCGGAGGCAGCAGCCUCGGCCUCGGCCUCUUCCGAGGGAGGAGCAGCAGUGGGAGGGGAAGGCCCCCCGGAGCAGGAGCCGGUGGCAGUUCGCGAGGAGAUUGUGGAGGAGGACGAGGGCGUGGAGAUGGACGAAGGCGUGGAGCUGGAUGAGGGCGUGGAGAUGGACGAGGGGGUGGAGGAGCCCCUCGGGGAGAACGUGGAGGAGCCCUCCGGUGGCCCUGGGGCCGAGCCUGCCGAGGAUGGGAGCUCCAACCUCAGCAACCCCCCUGCAGUCGGCUCUGACCAGGGUUCGACUGGAGGAUUUAAAAAGGCAGAGUAAAGAGCACCAUGAGCACCUCCAGGGCUGGGCUGCCAGCGGGCGGGCCGUGAAGCAGGACCCCCCCUUCCCCAAGCAUGUUUUCUGGGCUUAGAGCAGCCCCAGAGGUGCCUCCACCAAGACGAGACGUCGAUGGAUCCCUCGGCCUGGGGGUGCUGCUUCCUUGGUCAGUAUUUAUCUCUGGAGCCCCUGAUGAAGUCGGGGGCUGGCCAGGCACCUCUUGGACCCCCCAGUCCAGCCCAGGCCUCUCCCUGUUCCCUCCUCGAUCAUUCCUCCUCUCCCCGGAGGACCCCUUGUCUGUCUAUCUGUUCGUCUUGUCUUGCCCGACCCGAGGAAUCUCCCCCCACCCCAGCAGCUGCGCCUGCUCCCCCGAGCCCCCCAGCCUCUCCCGACCCCCAGCCUGAAAUAAAGUGUCCCCUGAGCAAAUGCAA